This is a messenger RNA of Chara braunii, 1867 nucleotides long. The record is from the annotation of a GenBank genome assembly. Lineage: Eukaryota; Viridiplantae; Streptophyta; Charophyceae; Charales; Characeae.
GCGGGGAAGUACCUCUCUUCAUGGUGGGGCAUGUUGAUGGGCACAGACAUCUUUGUUUGGAUCGAGUCUGGGUUUGAUGAUGGACGGGAAUGUGCGAUUGUAAAGGUGACCCUGUACGCCUCAGCCGCCUUUUGGAUCGAGCAUGGGAUAAAGUUGGCGCUCGGGCAUGGGAGCCUGCUUGCUAAGCCUUUGAGGGUAAUCGAGGCAGUCGCGGCAAAGUGGGCGAGGGAAGUGUCCCGUGAUGGGGGAGAGCGAGUACUAACCCGCGCCACUGUCAGCAUCAUGGUGGGAGAAAGCGGCUUCGCCAAGAUCUUGCUUUGGAGGAAUUCGUGUCUUUUGAAGGUGUUGCUGCACGAAGUGUUGCAAGCGUCAAUGCCCCCAGACCUCCUCGCCAUGUUGUUCCAAGGAAGGAACCUGUCUAGCUUUCUGCGCGACUUUCAGGAUUUUAGCCUUACGAAGAUGUGGGACGAGAAGACAAUGUGGUACAUGUUUCCCGUGUUCGUUUGUGAAGGACUAAGUGAGGAGGUGUACACCCUCAUGUUGAAGUCGCAAACCUGGGAUGAGUUGGAAGCUUCUCUGAGGUUGAGGUUUCCAAAGAAUGGGGUGGAAUGCAGGCUUGGUAAGGGCCCUGAGCAGCCAGCCGAGGCCGCGUCAAUGCAAGGAGAGUUGAGCGGUAUACAGAGGCAAGUUGGGAUGCUGGAAGAGAGAUUGGCGCGGUUGGAGGAAGCCAGGCGUGGCGAGAGGAAGACCUUCGAAGGAGCAUCUAACGGACCGGUUGGGCAAGGUGAGGCGGAGGUAAGGGAGGAUCAUCAGGAGUUACUCCUCCACAAGAAGACCCCAAGAGGGCAAGUUUGCGCCCUAGAAAGAGAUGGAAAUGAAGGGGUCAUUGAGAUCAAGGAGGAGCGAGAAUUUAGUAUGGCCCUACCCGUUAUUGCGCCAGAGCCGAAGGGAGGGCCCAUUGACAAAGAGGCACCGUCGGCUGCGGGUCGGGAGAGGCAAAGGAGUAAGUGGUGGCCAGAGCAUUGGGUAGAAGUGGUAUGUGAUCGUUGGGGAAAGAUUGGCCGCGCCCCUCAAGGAGGCAAGGAAAAGGAGGUGAUGGGUGAAAAAGGGGAGCCUGAACCCCCCAAGUUGACAAAGGCUCAGCGGAAGGCGAGGAAUCGGGCCCAGGAAGGUCAGGGUGCCAAAAAGGGGCAGUGCUCAGGACAAGUGGGGGCCACACCGCAAGAGGUGGAAGGUAGAGUAGCACAAGAGAGGUCCCCGUCGGUUGAGCAGGCGCCAUAUGGGCAGCGGGAACCAUGUGGUCAAGUAGAGCCAAGACCUGUGUAUAAUCCAUAUGUGCCCUGGAUACAAGGCAGUUGGCUGGGCCCGCAAAUGAAUAUGAUGCCGCCCAGGCCUCCUGCAAUCCAGUUUCAACCAGCCUUGUGUAUGAGACCAUUGCAGUCGCCGAUACCACAAGGGGCACAAGGCCAAGUGGCCGGUGGAAGGGAUCAAAAGCGAAAGGCUGAAAGGGGUUGUAGGGAUGAGGGGCACGAGAAAGGGAAGUGGGGUGGCGGCAAGGGUGGCUCUGGUGGGAAGAAAGCGGGUUGGGGAAAGGACGUCUGCAGACAUUGUGCCAAGGAGGGGCACAUGAUAAAGUUUUAUCGGGAGCGAAGGGCCGAUGAGGCAAGCGAUCUAAUAAGGACUGACAUUGAGGGAAAUGUUUUCAACAGGACGGGGGAGUGCAUCGACCCAACCAUCCCUGGGGGAACACGGAAGGAGGCUUUGUGGCGAGACGGGGCGUCGAGCACUGCCUCAUGAACAUAGUCGUGAAGAGGAAGCGUUUGUGUGAGAAGGGCCUGGAAAGUUAAGCAGACUGUAAAUACAAGCG